Messenger RNA from Folsomia candida, 3168 nucleotides. RefSeq lists its product as uncharacterized. Bases 69 to 2225 code for a protein of 718 amino acids. Gene Ontology annotation, biological process: protein phosphorylation. The record is from RefSeq and is a predicted model, not a curated record. The transcript is spliced from 3 exons. Gene Ontology annotation, molecular function: protein kinase activity; ATP binding. Lineage: Eukaryota; Metazoa; Arthropoda; Collembola; Entomobryomorpha; Isotomidae.
CAUAUGCAUUCUGCUUUUACAUAUGCAUCACAUCUGUUCCACUAAACGUCUACAUUAAAAUAUUAACCAUGGCUACAGCUACAGCUACAGCCACUUCCACCCUACACGCUAAUUUCAAAGUCAGCUACCCCCCACUCGGUGAAGGAUCAUACGGUGCAGUGCUUAAGGGUACAAUAGAAAACAGGUCAUCGGCUCACCCAAUUUUUCACGUUGCAAAAUUCCCCAUACCAAAGUUACCCAACGAACCAACGUUAGAAACUACAUUUGCCCUCAAAUUAAUUCCUUACGGCCUCCUUGGCGAAGUCGUCGCCAUGUCGUCAACCUGUCACCCCAACAUCGUCCAGUGCUACAAUGCGUGGGUGGAGGAGGAUACAGAUCUACUUGACUACAUUUCUCAACAAGACGACAGCUGUGACAAUCCUAACCGGUCAUCAGCACUGGAAGUGAAAGGAAGGACCACGAUGCAUCACCUUCCAACCGUUCUCAUUUUACAACUCGAAUUCUGCGAGACGACAAUGGAAGAUUGGAUCAUAAACAGAAAUCCUGAAGAACUGGAGAGAAGAAUCACAUUUGCUCAAUUGGUCAAUGCUUUGAUUUACCUUCAAACCAAAAAAAUGGUGCAUGGUGACCUCAAACUAAACAACGUUCUCAUUACAAGAUCGAAUUACAACGGCGAAGUAAUUGCAAAACUGGCUGACUUCGGACUUAUCAAUCAUCAUGCUAAAAGGAUUAUUAGAACGAAUGAGAAUUCGGGCAAAGUCGACGAAUCCGCACUGAAAGAGUAUGUGGAGUCAAGACCACGUUUUAUGUGUCCUCUUCUAGCAAAACUUGGUUUCCUAAAAAUGGAACAUGGAGAGACCGUAACUGGGGCAACGCAUAAAAACGAUAUUUACUCUCUUGGACUAAUUUGGAUUUGUUUACUCCUCCGAUUUAAAGACGCUGUAGAAUUGCGGAAUGUGGUAGGAAGGGCAAUGGUUCAUCCAAGUAAGCGUAAAAAUAUUCCUGUAGAAUUAAAAGAAAAAUUCCCCCAGGAAGAGGAACUUAUAAUGAAAAUGAUUGAUUGGGAUGUGGACUUGAGACCGAAUGCUGACCAAGUUUUAAGGACCAUUUUGGAACAUAACCCAGCCCAUAAAAUUUCGACUGAUUUCUCUCAAAAUAAGCGAAAUGAAAUUCAAUCCAUGGUGGAAAUACUUGAUCAAGUUUUAAAUUCAGAAAUGGAUGAGUUGGACACAAAUCUCAAAAUCUUGAAAAGAAGAGAGUGGCAGUUUUUGAUCGAAGUCAUUUCACAAGUUGAGAGACAUUUGAAUCCAGUUGAGGACACCGAGUUGUGGUGGACGGCGAUCGAGAUGCUUAAUAAAUAUGAGGAUAUGAAGACUGGAGAUGCAAUUUUUUGGUACCGCAAACUUAUUUCGAAAUGUGGUGAAGAUGAUAAUGUAGAUUUAAUGAAGAUGAAAUUAAAUCUCGCAAUGAGCACGGAUGACGAAAACGAAUGUGUUUUACUAUUUCAAAAUCUCGUGAGUUCGCCAAUUUUCCAAGAUUUAGAUUUGCUUGAUCCUCUCCGACUCCAAAUCCAAGUUGCUCACUGGGAAAUGCAAUAUAGUGGAUUGGGUGAUAAAGAUGAUCCUUCAUCUGCCAAUGACUUGGAUCAGGUACAAAAAGUCUUAGUCCAAGCAGAGGAAAUGUACACGGCUGUGGUCAACAUUAAAAACAUGGACCCACUUUACGACACUAUUACCAUGUUCCUAUUCUCUGUUAUUAUUAACCUGCUAACCAGACUGGGAAAAUAUGAUCAAGCUGAAGGCAAGCUUUUACACGUCAUCAAUGGUUCCGACUUUAGCGAAGGCGUGUCGUCACUUCCCCCCAAUCAUUACACCCUAGUUUCCAAGUAUUGCCAGUUAUUGUCACAUUUGGGAAAAAAUGAUGAAGCCAUUGCAAUGAUGGAACCCAUGCACGAUUUGCACAUGGCUCUAGGAGAUAUCCCCCAUGCGAUCAAUGCUUUGCAUCACUUGGUUGGAUUUGCCUAUCAACAGGAAUCAAAAGGGAAGAAGGACGAAAAAUCUGUAGAUCCUACUGACUCCUUAUUGUGUAAAUACAUGGAGAAAAUUGUGAGAUUGGAUAAUGAUGUGUUCAAAUCUGGAAAUUUGUUAAUUAACGGGGAUGAGUUACAAUUUGAUGACGAUGUCGUUUUGAGGACCAGGUUCCCCAAUUUCAAAGAAGUUGAGUAGUUCAUUAACCAGAAAUUUCAUAAUUUAUGGGAAAAUGUGUUAUGCGAGGUGAUUGUUUGUACCAUAUGACUUUUAUGGGAUAAAAAUUAUGAUACAUAUAUUAACGUUGUAGAAAAGGGAUUAUGCAAUUUGACCGCACAAGGAUUAGUGCUUACAUAAAAAUAAUUGCAUCAGACUUUCAUAAGCGUUAAUAAUACAUUAAAUUUUGUAGCUUAUGUACUCGUGUUCAUCUGUCCUCACAUUUGUCCGACUUUUAGUUAAGCUUACCCUAUCGAUCUGAAAUUAGACUGAUAUCCAUUGCUCAUAAUUGCGUACUUUUUACUUUACCAAGAAAAAACUGAAAUUUUGCAUAUUAAGCAUACAGGACAUUUUAUAUGCAAAUUAAGAUUACCUUUUAGUCAAAUAGUGGUCAAAAUAUUCCGUGGGUCAGAAAUUUAAAAACUCAGAAGACAUUGCAUAUAUUACUGAUCAGACUUGCUAGUUUCUGGCUCGGCGAACCGGUGCGCUCACUUACUUAACUUAGGUGUGGUGGUUCGCCGCACCAGAAUUUAGCAAGUCUGUUACUGAUUGAGUUACAUGAGUGCUGCGCUUUAGGUUUUUUAGUGUAACUGAAACCCCGUAAAUUAGGCCACAUAUUUACAUUCUACGCAAAGAUGUUUGCAUUUAAUUAACUCAACUCAUCGUCAUUCAAACACGCAUUGGACCAUUUGACUGAAUGCAUGAUUGGGUUUUUUUCUUUGUCCAUUAAAACACAUUCAUUCCGCAACCAGCGGCAGAUGAUCCCAUCACAACAUAAUAAUAACAUAAUCUGUCUGCAUUUACGUAUAUAUGCAAUGUUUUUAUUCUGGUAAUAAAUUAACUAAUAUAAACUCAAGUCUCUGUCAUCAUUUGAGUCGAUGAAAAGGUGAAAGGUUUCCAGUUUGUAAUAAAUUAUUCGCACGGA